AUGUUUCAAAUAUUAUUGAAAUAUUUACUCAUUCGGAAGUUGUCAAUUGCUCAAUCGUGUCAGUUUUAUUUUACUUCCGGUAAAUGUUUUGCCGCAGAUAAUAUGGAACCACCGGAUGUGCUCACACCAAAAGAGAUUGAUCGAUAUGAACAAAGUUUAUACUCAUCCAAAAACCCGUAUUCCCAUCCACCACGUGUAAUCCGUGAAAAUGCCAUUGCCAGAAUAUCGGAACAACACCAGUUGAAUGCUUUGGCCAUGCAGUGGUACAAGCACAUGCCAAUCCCACUACACAUUUGGCACAGACGAGCGUGGCAGAGUAAGCGUGCCGCGAAUGGGAUUGUUAUGCCUGAUGAUAGAACAGAAAGGAAGCUCCGGAGUUCUGUGCAUCAGCCAGUCAAAACGGCCUUUGUAGAGAAGCAUCAUCAGCGUAAGUCCAGAGACAGAUUAGCUCGAUCACACGUGGGACAGACAAAGUCUCGAUCGACUAGGGAUGAAAAAAAACAGCAACAGCAAAUGAGCUCGCCUCAAACAGUGAUUACAGUUCAUCGGGUUCUUAUACGUCCUUCGGUGAUUGCGCUGGAAAACGGUGGACUGCAUGCUCGACUGCGGUACAUUAUUCAGCUGCAUCGAAAACUGACGGGAUUUUACCGCCUGAAAAUCGAGGCGAGAAUUGAUCCGGAUUAUCCACCAAUUUACGUUGGGAAUAUACAAAACGUCUGCGCGCACUGGCCUGCCAAUCUUCCCAGAACCAGCUGUUCUUUGAACAAAUCCCGAUUCUAUCAGAAAGGUCAGAUUUGUUUUUGCCACAUGCCACCCGGAAUCUAUCGGCAGCGCCUCCGAUUAAAUUUAACCAACAUUCUUGACGGCCUGGAAGUUCCAAGGUUUCUGGUGAAUUUCUUGUUCAAUGGUAAGGAGAUGAAUAUACACUUAUCCCUCAAAUUGGAAGAUGAAAACGAUCAAAUGGCCGGCUGUCUUAGUCUGACACUGCCACUUCUCCUCAAAUCCGCAUGA
Molecule: messenger RNA, 1011 nt
Organism: Echinostoma caproni
Lineage: Eukaryota; Metazoa; Platyhelminthes; Trematoda; Plagiorchiida; Echinostomatidae
Source: the annotation of a GenBank genome assembly